CAUCUAGAGCAGCGCCAUCUUCGUAACCAGAAAACUUGGAAUAUCAUUCCGUUCUCAUUCGGCGAUUCAUUGUUGCUUUGCCGUUGCCGACCGAUAAUAUUUGUUACAAGUGUUAGAUUUCUACUUAAUUUAACAAAAUGGCAAGACGUUAUGAUACCAGAACGACAAUCUUUUCGCCCGAAGGGCGUCUCUAUCAAGUGGAGUACGCCAUGGAGGCCAUCAGCCAUGCAGGUACCUGCUUAGGUAUUCUGGCAAAUGAUGGAAUUCUGCUGGCAGCAGAAAGGAGGAACACCAACAAACUCUUGGAUGAAGUGUUUUCAUCAGAGAAAAUCUAUAAACUAAAUGAGGACAUGGUGUGCAGUGUUGCUGGAAUCACAUCAGAUGCAAAUGUGCUCACUAAUGAGUUGCGUUUAAUCGGCCAGCGUUAUUUGUUACAAUAUGGAGAAUCUAUUCCCUGUGAACAGCUGGUUUCUUGGUUGUGUGAUGUGAAGCAAGCCUACACUCAAUAUGGUGGCAAACGGCCGUUCGGCGUAUCUAUCUUGUACAUGGGAUGGGACAAACAUUAUGGCUACCAACUCUAUCAGUCUGACCCAAGUGGAAACUACAGUGGAUGGAAAGCAACUUGUAUUGGAAACAACAGUUCUGCUGCAGUUUCAAGCCUAAAGCAGGAAUACAAAGAAAAUGAAACUACUUUGAAAGAUGCCAAAUCUUUGGCUGUUAAAGUAUUGAGCAAAACUUUGGACAUGACUAAGUUGACAGCAGAGAAAGUUGAAAUGGCAACGUUGAGUCGCGUAAACAAUAAAACCGUCAUUCAUAUUUUGACGAAUAAAGAAGUUGAGCAGUUGAUCGCCGAAUUUGAGAAGUCCGAAGCGGAAGCCGAAGCACAGAAGAAGGAGAAGCAGCAUCCAAAAUAAGCUGCUGAUUAAUUAUUUUUUUCUACAACCUAUUGAUUAUCUUAUAAUUGUAAUUAUGAUGGUAUCAAGCAAGGACCUUUAAUAAUACUUGAAAAUAUCUUUAAAACAUGAA
Dalotia coriaria is the source of this 1026-nucleotide messenger RNA. RefSeq names its product proteasome subunit alpha type-4-like. The transcript is spliced from 5 exons. Bases 138 to 914 code for a protein of 258 amino acids. NCBI's taxonomy places the organism in Eukaryota, Metazoa, Arthropoda, Insecta, Coleoptera, Staphylinidae. The record is from RefSeq and is a predicted model, not a curated record. Gene Ontology annotation, biological process: ubiquitin-dependent protein catabolic process; proteasomal protein catabolic process. Gene Ontology annotation, cellular component: proteasome core complex, alpha-subunit complex; proteasome core complex; cytosol.